GAGAUUGUGCUUUUUUAACAUUUGUACCCACUCCAAAUGCUCAUGACUCAUAUACAAUUUAAAAGUUAUGUCCCUCUGGAUGCCAGGAAGAGCUGUACCACGGGCCCUUUGUCAAAAAAUAAAUAAGAAGCCACAACGGUAGGCUGUCCCACUUUACUUUUGUGCUGUGAUGUCACUAACCACAUGACCCAGCCUCUCCAGUAACAGCACAUGAAGGAAAAAAAGAGAGUUUUAAAGCUAAUGCCUUUUUGGAUUGUGUGAAUGCUUCAUUCCCCUCACAAACAACCACAGAACCACAAGUGCGGUGCAAAUUUUCUCCAGGACGACAGCAAGAAGCCUCUGGUUUGUAAAUGGUUAAUCUCCACAGGUCACUUCCAGUCACAGAGACCGACCAAGUCAUUUAAGACUUCGAGGGUCAGUAAAACCACAGAAGGACAAGAACCAUUAACAAAAAAUAAAAAAUAAAAGACUGGCUAUGGCAUCAAACAGUCUAUUUAGCUCAGUGGCACCAUGUCAGCAAAACUUCUUCUGGGAUCCCAGCACCAGCCGGAGGUUCAGCCCCCCGUCCAGUAGCCUUCAACCCGUCCCAGUUAAAAUGAGCGAAGUGAGCCCGGCGACUGGGCAGCAAGAGGCGGCCCCAGCGGUACCCAGACUUCGGGCACACGAUAACCGUACCAUGGUAGAGAUCAUCGCUGAUCAUCCAGCAGAACUCGUACGGACUGACAGUCCCAACUUUCUUUGCUCAGUCUUGCCAUCACACUGGAGGUGUAAUAAAACAUUACCCGUGGCAUUCAAGGUGGUAGCUCUGGGGGAGGUCUCUGAGGGGACAGUGGUCACGGUGAUGGCUGGUAAUGAUGAGAACUAUUCUGCAGAAUUGAGAAACGCCUCUGCCGUCAUGAAGAACCAAGUUGCAAGGUUUAAUGACCUGCGAUUUGUGGGAAGGAGUGGACGAGGCAAGAGUUUCACAUUGACAAUCACAGUAUUCACAAACCCACCCCAAGUGGCAACUUACCACCGAGCAAUAAAGGUUACUGUUGAUGGACCUCGGGAACCAAGAAGACACAGACAGAAGCUGGAUGACCAGCCGAAGCCUGGUUUGUUUUCAGAGCGCUUGAGCGAGUUGGAGCGUCUUCGCCAGACCACAAUGAGAGUCAGUGUCCCGACACAAAACCCCCGACCCUCCCUCAGCGCAGUGCCUACACCCUUUAACCCGCAAGGCCAAACCCAGAUCUCAGACCCCAGACAGGCCCAGUCAUCUCCUCCCUGGUCAUAUGACCAAUCAUAUACACCUUAUCUGAGCCAGAUGACUUCACCAUCCAUACAUUCUACAACCCCGCUCUCCUCCACCCGAGCCACAGGGCUUCCUGCUAUCAGUGAUGUGCCAAGACGCCACCCAGGAGCUUCAGAUUUGAGCCCGUUUUCAGACCCCCGGCAGUUUGAACGACAGUUCGCCGGCCUGUCCUCCCUCACUGAGAGCCGUUUCUCCAAUCCCAGGAUGCACUACCCAGCCACCUUCACCUACACUCCCACCCCAGUCACGUCAGGCAUGUCCCUGGGCAUGUCCACAACCACCCACUACCAUACCUACCUGCCACCUCCUUACCCUGGCUCCACCCAGAACCAAAGUGUACCCUUCCAAACCGGCAGCACCCCCUAUCUCUACUAUGGCUCUUCUGGAUCAUACCAGUUCUCCAUGGUGCCGGGGGGAGACCGUUCCCCUUCCAGGAUGCUCCCGCCUUGCACUAGUGCCUCAACUGGCAGCUCCCUCAUCAACCCCAACCUUCCAAACCAAAACGACGUUGAUGCUGAUGGAAGCCAUAGCAGCUCACCAACAGUGUUAAACUCAAGUGGAAGGAUGGAUGAGUCAGUCUGGAGGCCAUAUUGAAGCCAAACGAACUUCUGUGAGCCGUAAAGAAUCAUCAGCUUUAGUGACCCAGAUAACAUGAGAGCAGUAACAUUCAGCUUCGUAAUUUAAAUUGUGUGGUUUUUAAAGCACAAACCAAACUUAUAUUAAUAACCCUAUUUCAAGAAAGAGAUGUUAAACUACAAAAUUAACUAUAGCCUUCAUGGUACAAUUGUGAGAUUAUCUGCAAUGGUACUAGAUUUCAGAAUGUUCUCACAGCAAUAAGGAGGAAUAUGAGAUCAAGAGACUUUUUGAAAGAAUAUGGCAUUAUCGAAAUAUUUAUGGCCUUCCACUGCAAAUCCAAUUGCUGAAAUUGCAAAUCAUGGACAGGCCAGUAUAUUAAUAAGAGCAGAUGGGCCAAGUGCUUCCAUGUUAUUGAAUUUGACUCUUGUUUGUCAUGUACAUAGAGUUGUGUUCUAUUUUAUAAAUGCUGUUUAGUUGAGCGUUUUCUUUAAAUAUAUAUAUAUAUAUUUACUAAAUUGAAUGCUGCACAUUUAGCACUGAAUGCCAGUCUUUGCUUGUUUUAUAUAUGAAACAGAAAUGCUGUUCAUUUUUUUAAAUGUACCAGCUUGUGUGUUUGUUUAUUAUUUUUUCUCAUAAUUUAAUUUUUAGUUGCAAAGUUGGUACUGCAGAAAAGGUAACGCCUUUUAAAGCCAUAAAUUAUAUAAUGUAUUUGAUAAUUAAAACUUUUUAAAUAAUAUUUGAAGCAUCUUAGUUAAAUUAAUAGCUUAUUUUCUUAUGUAAUUUAAAAUAUAUAUUGUUAUUUUUUGAGGACUCAAAGAAAGGGUAACAUUUAAUGUAUAAUGUCGGACCACAUUUUUUUUUAAAUUAAGUUAAAGAGCCAUUUCAGGUAGAAGGCUAGUCCACUACCAAGGUCAAGUGCAGAGUUUCCUAAGCACAAAAGCACAAAAACUGGAUAAAGUAUACUUGCAUGCUGUUGCUCUUGGUAUGAAUGGUAUCAAAGCUUUUAUUACUGAUUUUAGCAUACAGCUUGGAAAAUAUCUAGGCCUUUUUUGUAUUAUAUGAAGGACAUAUGUUCUUGUAAUUCAUACUGCUAUACGUUUGGCAUCUCAAAGCCAACUUAAUGCAUAUGAAAGUUGCAAGUGAAGGCCUUCGAAGUUCCAGCUCUGCAUAACGAAAAGCACUUACUGUUAGAAGAUCCUGGGUUUGAACACAAAUUCCUCUUCCACUUACCUUCUGUGUUGCCUUUAAUACCUUGUGUCUCUGCACCACCUUGUUGUAAUUAGGUAAACCAUUCAUUUAAAACAUACUCAAAUAUAUUCAUAUUUGUUUUGCACACUUCAGGCAUUGAGACACUUAUUAAUGACACCAAUUUAAAAAAAAAAUCUUGUGUAUUCAAAAGGUAAAAGCAAAAAAGGGAACAAGUUCUUUGUUGUAUUUUGUUCUUUGUUUUUUUCAUUUGUACAAUGCCUGAUCAUGGGAAUAUUUCUUCAGUCCCCUUAAUGGCAGACCUAUAGCAUCUAAACUGGUUAUUCAGUUGGUAUGUAUAAUGUGUAGUUCUUUAAUGGUAUUGAAAUGCCUUGCAUCUCAUUUUAAUAGCUGCCAUACAGUUCCAUGAAAAAAAAAACUAACGAAUAUGGUGUUCUUAUUUAUUGCAAUAUUUACACAUUAAACACAUGAAUAACCACCCUAAGCCAAUGUAACUUUUGGAGGUCUGUAUAUGUUUUAUGUGUAUUUGGUUUGGUUUGCAAAAAACUAAAUACAGUAUGCCCGAAUCCGCUUCAUAUGAACGUUUUUAUUUUUUAUUAUUAUUCGCUGCCCUAUUUUUUGUAAACGAUUCAUGAUGUAAUUGCUUUUAUUUAUUGUCUGUGGUAGCUAGAAGAAUACCACUCUCUGUAUACUUGGAAUUUCUUUCUAAAAAAUGUAUUUUCAUUGGUACUUAAAACCAAGUGUCACACAAUUCAGUUCUCUAAGGUAAAGAAGAAGAGUACUGCCAUUGUUACCUUUUUUUUUUUUUUUUUAAACAGGUAGUAUAUUUGUAUACUAUUUUUUUUAUUGCUGGAAAUGGCUUUUGAAGAUAUGAAUAUGUUUUUGUAUACAUAUAAAAAUACUUUUCUAAAAGUUCUGGAACAAUGUAAUUUAAGAUGGCUGCAGGCAGCAACCUGGGAAGCAAAUGUAAGGAUUGUUUUGUUUGUUUGUACAGUCAAGCACUUCAUUGUCUAGGUGGAAUAUUACCAGCCCUGUUUACUUCCUGGGACGAGAGGCUUUUCAUGAGCUAUGGACAUUGCUUUUCAUAAGGGGCUAUGGACAUUGCUUUUCAUAAGGGGCUAUGGACAUUGCUUUUCUUCAUAUUGCACCAAUGCAUGACUCAAAGUUUCAGACCAAUAAGAAAUCAGUACUAAUGACCCAGCAGUAAACUUUUAGUUUUAUGCAAGCCGGUUUUGUUGUAUUUGCCCUUUCAGCAAAUGCUAAUCAAGCAAGGUUAAAUAUGCAUAAUCAUGACCUGCUUUGCAUUACAAUUGCUGCAAAAAUGACAAGAGCAUUAAUUCUAGAGACUAUGUUAUGUCAUAUUUCAUAUAUGCAAUUGUCAGUCUAGUCAUACUAAAACAUUAUAGCUGAAACAUUUUAAACAGAAGUGAAAGACUAUAUUCUUGCUAUGACCAAGAAUACCAAAAAUAUUUACGAAAUGAAUGUGCGUUUUUCCAUUACACCCCAGAGUUGAGACAUUCUUCAAUCAAACCAUAUUGAUUUCUGAAACCUUAAAUGGACCCCAUUUUAUAUCUAGUAUUUGUUGAAAAUUGUUUACAUAUUGUUUACAGACCUGUUAGCAGAUAACAGCAAGUAACUCUUGCUUUUCAGUGUAUUACCUAAUUAGAAAUAUAUUCUGUGUAUAUAUAUAUAUAUAUAUAUAUAUAUAUAUAUAUAUAUAUAUAUAUAUAUAUAUAUCACCCAACAACCAUACUGUUACAUAGUAGUUUUAAAUGUUCUCAUUGAGCUGUUUCAUAGAUACGCUUAGCAUUCUUGCAUAGCUGGAAAAUAAAUUGCAUAUUGUGUAGAAUUUGUGUAAACAUAAGCUUUUUUUCAUUGUCAUUGUCAAAAAAUUGCUUUCCAUGCACAUACUGUACAUAUGCAAUGUGUGUUUUUAUUGUGCCUCAGACUCCAUUGAUUAUGAAUGAGUUUGCUCCUCCAAAUAAUAAGGGACUAAUAACAAUUAGUGAGAUUGUCUGGCAUUUUCUCAUGAUUGUAACAUUUAUUGAAGUUUGGAUUGAAAUAAAAAUGGCUUUUUUGGUAUUUGA
Molecule: messenger RNA, 5160 nt
Organism: Acipenser ruthenus (sterlet)
Lineage: Eukaryota; Metazoa; Chordata; Actinopteri; Acipenseriformes; Acipenseridae
Product: runt-related transcription factor 2-like
Exons: 8
Coding region: 476-1885 (469 amino acids)
Biological process (GO): neuron differentiation; regulation of transcription by RNA polymerase II; hemopoiesis
Cellular component (GO): nucleus
Molecular function (GO): ATP binding; RNA polymerase II cis-regulatory region sequence-specific DNA binding; DNA-binding transcription factor activity, RNA polymerase II-specific
Source: RefSeq, a predicted model, not a curated record